Molecule: messenger RNA, 504 nt
Organism: Coniosporium apollinis CBS 100218
Lineage: Eukaryota; Fungi; Ascomycota; Dothideomycetes
Exons: 3
Coding region: 1-504 (167 amino acids)
Biological process (GO): protein transport
Source: RefSeq, a predicted model, not a curated record
AUGUCGCAACAACAGGCGCCAGCAGCCCCCUCCGGCGCACAGAGCCCGAUGGAAGUCGCAACACAGCUAUGGAGCAACUUUGAGAAUGGCGUGCACUCAGGCUUCAUGAAGAUGACCCCAGAGAAGUGGAUCAGACUGGUCGUUAUUGUCGGCGCAUACGCUCUCAUCCGCCCCUACCUCAUGAAGCUCGGUGCAAAGCUGCAGGCACGUGAACAUGAAAAGGAGGUGGAUCUCGCAGGCCUCGAUCCGAAGUCACAAGAUGCCAUCAGAGCACUACGAGGCGGCAAGAAGAUCGAGAUACCCGGCGUAGACAGCGACAGCGAAGGCGAAGAAGAGCCGAAGCCGGCGGACUGGGGCAAGAAGGCGCGGUUGAGGCAGCGGAAGUUCAUCAGAGGCAAGGUCGAGGAGGAGGAGCGGAGACGGAGGGAGGAGGACGAGGAAACUGAUGAGGAGCUUGAGGAGAUUCUGAACGCCAUACAGGUUGCGCCGCAUCUGAAGCAAUGA